This is a messenger RNA of Petromyzon marinus (sea lamprey), 6180 nucleotides long. The record is from RefSeq and is a predicted model, not a curated record. Lineage: Eukaryota; Metazoa; Chordata; Hyperoartia; Petromyzontiformes; Petromyzontidae.
UCAUGAGGCCCCCCCGGUUCAGUCUCCCCGGGCAACUACUCCCCUCGGCUCGCCCCGGUGUAAUCGGAUGAGGGCGCCGAGGAGAGGACACGGGAGAAAGCAUUUUCUCUCCUUGCCUCCUGGCCAGGACCCCUAUACCACUGGACUCCUGUCCACUGGACCCCCGAGAACUGGACCCUGCAUUCGGGGAUUUGGGAAUUCUGGACACGCACACAGCGCUGCCCAGGUAGAGGCAGGGCUGCGCUGACGCUCCCCAGCAUCUCCAUGGUAGCGGGCAAGGUGCACCACAGGUGUAAUCUGCCGCCGCCCGGCGCAGCGCCCGCAGGAGGAGAGGAGUCGGGAGCGGAGUCGGGCGAGGAGGCACGCCGCACCUGCACGGAGGCCGAUGCGUUACAACCUGGCGCCGGCGGCCCGGAGCCGGCACCCGAGGCCGUCGCGCCCGCCAACCCGGAGCCGCAGGAGUCCGUGCUCACGUUUCUGAGCAAGCGCUUCGGCAUGCUGGCGCUCUUCGGGAGGGCCAUCCCAGGACCCAUUCCCAUCGUGAAGGUGCCGAUGAUCGCGGCCGGUGACGGCGACAGCGUGAAAGAGACGGCUGUGACGGCGGUGGUUGAAACGGAGACCGACGGGAGGGGAGCAUCGGUGCGCGCUGAGUCCACCGUUCAGACACCGGGCGUGGAGGUGGAUGCUCACUCGGCUGACGGGGAUGACCAUGGGGAUGUCGCGGCUGGGGUGGAUGUGGGCAAUAUAAACAGCAGCCACGGUUGUGAUGCACAGCGGGACAACACGGUGUCACAACCGGAGCCACCGGCCGGUGUUGACAGCGACCGCAUACCCGAUCCCCGGGUGACUCGGUGCGAGAUGGUGCCCGCGAUUUUGGAAAAAGUUGCGGGCGAUGAUGGUGACGACAAUGAGGAUGACUCCGGGGUGGAGAGCCAACUGGCAACGCCGUCGUCUGAUAGGGGCGAGACGGACAGCAACGCCGGCAGGGGCUGCGACGCCGGCAGGGAGAGCAACGUCGCCACGGCCACCCCCACCAUCGCCGAUCGGCCGUUUGAUCCUCCGGAGCAGCUUGAGUUCAUCGAUGCAGACGAAACGAGCCGAGAGGCCCCCCCUUACUGCGCCGCUGACGAAACAGUGGGCAGUGGCGGCCCCCCCGCGCCGACGGUAGCAGCUGAUGUGGCCGCUGCCGGUUCCGUCGUCGCUGAUUCACCUACGGUCGACUCGACCCCACCGAGCGCUCUGCCUCCGUCCGACGAGCCGAGCAACGGAGCGCGGCAUGCCGAUCCAGUUCCGGCCAACGGCCCACACCGUUCCAGUGGUACGCCAGCUGGAGAUUGUCUGGAAACGAAUUUGGUGAGCGGCGAUGCCCGUGAGACCGGUGCGGCCGGGCCCACCGAGUCUGAUGGUGAGAGGUCGCGUUCGUCUUCAUCGGCGGCGCUGGGGUCGGCGUCGAGCGUGACCUUAAGCGAGGGCGGCUGCUCAGACUCGUCAUCCGGUCUGGCAUCCCCGGCGCACCACGGCUACGUCCACACGAGACAGCGUGCGGACACGAGUGCCUCGCUGCCGCGGCCGGACAGCCUGAGCAUGGGCACCGGCGGCGCCACCAACAAGUCGAUGCCCGACCUCGUCUUUCGGAAAACGUCGCCUGUUCUCACCAGCCCCGGCGGCGGUGACGACGACACUGAUAAAAAAUCCCAGCCAGAGCCGGACUCGCACAGCUUCCUGUCGCGCCUGCCGAACAUCUUCAGCGGCCUGCGCAUCAUCAAGAUUGGCGGCAGCGGCGGUGGCGGCAGCGAGGAGUCGGUGACGGAGAUCAAGCUGAAGGACACCGACCUGGCCGUGAUGAAGCUCAAGAAGGCGGUGCAGAGCAAAGUCCAGCUGGCUGAGGCCAACGCCGCCGGUGGCGGCGGCGCCGGUAUUGCAGGCGGGGGCUCGUCGGCCCCGCCAGCGCCGCAGUCGGCAUUGUCGAGACGGGCGAGGAGGGAUCAUGAUGGUCACCCUAAGCUGCUGUCGGUGACGGCGAUCGGCGAUGAGUUGCCGACGAAUCACUCCUGGCUGCCGGCGCCGGGGGUGGCCGUGCUGGAUGGGGAGAGGAGGGCGGAACAGGCGGCGCACAGCGGGAGCCGAUCGCCGCCCCACGGCCGGUCGCCAGACUCGGAGACGUGUGCAGCGCCGUCGAGCCCCAGUGGCCGCGUGGGGCCCGAGAACUCGGAGGAGCGCUGCAGCCCCGGGCGCCUGUGCCCCGUGUGGCCGCCCCCGCGGCCAGCGGCGGAUGAGGACAAGCUGGGCCUCAAGUACACGGAGGCCGAACACCUGGCGGAGGUGCAGAAACUCAAGCGGGAACACCAUGAGACCCUGAGGAGCCUCCAGGAGGAGUUUGACCUGAAGACGUUCGAAGUGCGGGGUGAGUACGCCUCCGUGGUCGCCGACCUCGAGCAAAAGGUGGACGACCUCCAGCGCGACCUCUCCGCGCUGCACCUCGCCGCCGCGGCGGGGGGAGGACGCCCGGAGCCCGGCCGGGGGGGGGCCACGCGGGGCACCCGGGACGUGGGCGUCGACACCCGCGAUGGGGACCUCCCGCGCGCCUUCAGGAACGUCCUCGUGCAGACGGACCGGCUGGGCUUCCUGCAGCAGCCCGAGGGCGGGGAGGAGGACACUGGCAGGACGGCGCCCGUGCGCCUCAAGAAGUUCUUCAGCGCCGAGGAAGCGUUCAGCGUGCUGGGCGCAGAUGGCGCGGUGACGAAAAAUCCGGCGGCUAUACCGCCACCGCCGCCGCCGCCGCCACCGCCGCCGCCACCGCCGCCGCCGCCGCCGCCGCCACCGCCGCUACCAACCGGACACAAUCCACCGCUACGCCCGUUACCACCAGGUUUGGUAGUAGCAGCAGCACCGCCGCCAACACGACCGGCGCAAUAUUGUUGUUCUUAUUAUUGUUGUUGUUAUUAUUGUCCAGCACCUACUCCAUCAUCACCACCAGUAGCAGCAGAACACAAUCUAACCAUCACCGCUGUCACCAACACCAGCACUGUCUCCACCACUGCUAGCAGUUGGACACGAUCCACCACUACCCCCCAUCAUUUCACCACCAGAAACACCAACACCACCACCACUAAUAUCACCACCACAACAAACACCACCACCAUCAACACCACCUGGCAGCUACUCGCAGCAGGACAAAGUCACCAUCUCUUCCUCCUUCACCACCGCCACCACCACCAGGUCUCGCUCGGGCCUCCUCCACCACCACCGCCACCACCUCCGCCUCCUCCCCUGGGUCUGGGGGGGCCCCCGCCCCCUCCCCCGCUGGGGGGCCUGGGUGGGGGCCGCGAGGGGAAGCCCCGGAGGGCGGCGGUGGAGCCCAAGCGGCCCAUGAAGCCGCUCUAUUGGUCCCGCAUUCAGAUCAAGGCUGAGAGUGCCGCGGAAUCACGCUGUCUCUGGGCGCAGCUCGACGAGCACCCCAUCGAUCCGAGCGAGUUCGAAGAGCUCUUCUGCAAGAGCGCGCGGGCUGAGAAGAAGCAGCCGCUCGCAGAGAGCUACGCCAAGAAGUCCCGCGCCAGGCAGGUGACGAAGCUUCUGGACGGGAAACGCUCGCAAGCCGUGGGGAUUCUCAUGUCGAGCCUCCACCUCGACAUAAAGGACAUCCAGAGAGCCGUCCUGGAGAUGGACACGUCGCAGGUGGACCUGGAGACGCUGCAGGCCCUCUUCGAGAACCGAGCCCAGAAGGAGGAGCUGCUCUCCAUCCGGUCGCAUGUCUCCUCCAACAACGCCUCAGCCGACGCCAAGCCCCUCGACAAACCCGAGCAAUUCCUCUUGGAGCUGUCGCAGAUCCCGAGUUUCAGCGAGCGCGUGUUCUGCAUGACAUUCCAGUCGGCCUUCUCCGAGGGCAUGAGCGGCGUGCGGCGCAAACUCGACCUGAUGCAGCGCGUGUGCACGAGCCUGCGUGUGGGCACCGGCGUGCAGCGCGUGCUGGGGCUCGUGCUGGCACUGGGGAACUACAUGAAUGGGGGCAACCGCACGCGCGGCCAGGCCGACGGCUUCAGCCUCGACAUCCUGCCCAAGCUGCGUGACGUCAAGAGCAGCGACAACCACACGAGCCUGGUCUGCUACCUGACCUCCGUCUACCUGCGCUGCUUCGACAAUGACGCAGGCACGGAACGGAGCGUCUUCCCGUUGCCCGAGCCGCCCGACCUCCUGCAGACGUCGCACAUGGCCUUCGAGGACUUCUCCAAGGAGCUGCGGCGCCUGCGGAGGGACCUCAAGGCGUGCGAGUCCGAGACGGAGAGGGUCUGUACCACCUCUGCACCAGAGAACCUCCAGCCUUUCAAGAGCAAGAUGCAAGAUUUCCUCACCUCUUCGAAAAUUCGUCAGGAGACAGAAGAGCGCUUCCUGGAGGAGACUCAUAAGAACUUCUUGGACACGGCGGAGUUUUUCUGCAUGAAGCCACGGAACGGCGAGAAGGAGGUGACCCCGACCCAGCUGCUCGGCCUCUGGGCCGAGUUCGCCGCCGACUUCAAGGAGAGCUGGAAGAAGGAGAGCAAGCGGAUCGUCGCCGAGCGACUCCGAGAGGCACAGAAGCAGUACACGGUGCGCACGGCACCCCCGGGACAAGUCACGCUCACCGCCAAGAAGGCAGACGGACUGAAAGCACGGCUGCGUCUCAAGGCGACGUCUUCGAUGUCGGAGGUGUGAGCGUGCGGCAGCGGCGAGAGCGUUGGCAUCGUUCCUCCUGCUCCUCCGUCAGCUACCUCCACCUCAUCCUUCACUGCCCAUUACGAAUCUUCAUCGUCAUGGUCAAUGAUGACGAACGCUUCUCGUCACCUCGUGAUGAUAACUAUAAUUAAGUAAUCAUCAUUGAUACCAUCAUCAUCAUCACCACGUCCAUGUGGUACCAUCAUUAUCUUCCUCACUGUAUCAUCCUCGUCAACACCCUCUCCUAGUGUCAUCUCAUCGUCUGAAUCGUUAGGUAUCACGUCGUCGUCAUCAUCACCUCCUCAGUCAUGUUCAUUCUGCAAGUGCUGCCUAAUCACCCACGGUCACACGCUACCUCCUCCUCAUCCGCCACCUCAUUCCUCCUCGCCCUCAUGCUCACCUCGUCACCAUUCACCUCGUCGCACGCACUGACCCCUUCUCGCGACGACAGCUUUACAAUCAAAAUCGUGCUUCCUCGGGAGAACGCAACAACAACAACAACAACCACCACCACCACCACCAACGGGGCGGGGUGGCUGGAGAAGUCAGGGACUCGGCUGAUGUCGGCGUCACCGAUGCGUCUCGCGCGGUAGUUUUUCGUUGCCGUUGUUGUGCUAAAGCUACUGCGCCUCAUUUAACGUUCAAUUUUAAACCGGCUCAGGUGCCAGUGACGGCGUCGCGGCUGUUGUUGCUAGGAUUACCCAAAUAAGCUUUUUAAUCAAUACGUUUUGUUUUUUUAAAAAGAGUUCACGUUCGCAAACGACCGCGCGUCUUCUCGUGCCGCGCGCGAUGGGAAGCGACACGCGGGCGUCUGUGGGACGCUGCCGGCGACGACGGCAACAUCCGAGGGAUUUGUUGUCGAUGUUGGUUGUUAUUUUAUUUUGUUUUGCACAGUGGCGGCCAGGCAGAGAGACGGACGGACAGACACAGGACAGACAGACAGACGCACGACCUCACGGCGACGAGACUGACACACACUGACACAGACGCGCGCUGAGAAACGUCUGUAGACACACACACGGGACGCAUGCACGCACGCACGCACGCAUCUCAACAGAUCUAUAGGCAGACAGAAGCACAAAUACGCACGCAUAGAAGCAGGUAUGCAUUUAAACACACAGACUCCGACACACGGACACGGACAAACAGACACAGACGCACACUACGAAACAGACACGCAGGCGCGGACACACGUAUACAGAUACUGUACGAAGGUAACAAAAAAAAAGACCCCCCAUGUAUAGCCGUCACAGACUGUUUGGGGGCAUAUCGACGCAGACACGCUCAGUUAGGCACAUGAACACAGACACGCACACAGACAACAUUCUCACGCGAUAGUCGGGGGGGUGUCGUGGACGCGUCGACACGAGCCGGCCCAAGUGUUGAACGUGUGCUGUGUGUGCAAUGCCGCGAUCGUGCUCAAUAAACCUGCCCGGGGUGGCUGACUUGCCCGGGUUCAAAUCCGGGUGUCAGCCGCAUGGUAAAACCGGG